CUGCCUAAUUUUCUUUUCCUUUUUUCCUUAGAAAAUCAUUAACAAAAUGGCUAAUCGUCUCCAGCAAGUUACCAACCACCUUUUGCCUUCCAGCUAUACGGCCAACAAAAUUGGUUACAAGUCACCCGAAGAUGUAGUGAUUGUCUCUGCGCUUCGUACACCUUUGACCCGUGCUCGUAAAGGUCCUUUGAAGGAUACUUUGCCCGAGGAAAUGCUGUCCCAUGUGUUUAAAGCAAUUAUCAAGCAAACAGGUAUCAACCCUGAAAUUGUAGAGGAUAUCACAGUUGGUAACGUUUUGGCUCAAGGUGGCGGUGCCACUAAUGCUCGUAUGGCCGCACUCCAUGCUGGUUUCCCCGAAUCCACUGCUGUAAGUACUCUGAACAGACAAUGUUCCUCUGGUCUUCAAGCCAUUGUUCAGAUCGCAACUGCUAUCCAAACCGGUAUUUUAGAAGUAGGUAUUGGUGCCGGUGUAGAGUCAAUGACCUUGAAUUAUGGUGCUUCUUCUUUAGCUCCUACAUCUGAAAGAAUUGCUGAUUCCUGUGAAUCAGCUGCCGAUUGUCUUAUUCCUAUGGGUCUUACCUCAGAGAACGUUGCCUCGGAUUUCAAAGUGUCCCGUGAGAAGCAAGACGCUUUUGCUGCUGAAUCUCAUCGUAAAGCAGUGGUUGCUCAAGAGAGUGGUUGGUUUAAGGACGAGAUUGUUCCUAUUGAGGCUAUUGUGAUUGAUGCCGAAGGUAAUGAAUCUACCGUGUUAGCAGAACGUGAUGAUGGUGUACGUCCUGGUACAACAGCCGAAAAGUUAGGAAAGUUGCGUCCUGCAUUUGACGAUGAAGGUACCACCACUGCAGGUAAUGCAUCCCAAGUAUCUGACGGAGCAGCAGCAGUUCUUUUGAUGAAACGCAAGACUGCCCAAAAAUUAAAUCUUCCCAUUCUUGGUAAAUAUAUCACUUCCGCUGUUGUUGGUGUUCCUCCUCGUAUUAUGGGUGUGGGACCUGCCUAUGCUAUUCCUAUCGCUGUAGCAAGAGCUGGUAUUCAAAUUUCAGAUGUUGAUAUUUUUGAAAUCAAUGAAGCGUUUGCAUCUCAAGCUGUUUACUCCAUCGAAAAGUUAAAUAUCCCUAUCGAAAAGGUAAACCCCAAGGGCGGUGCUAUUGCAUUUGGACAUCCUUUAGGUUGUACAGGAGCACGUCAACUCGCUACAUUGUUCCCAGAGUUAAAGCGUCAAAACAAGAAGGUUGGCGUGACGAGUAUGUGUAUUGGAUCAGGUAUGGGUAUGGCUGCUGUGUUUGAAAGCGAAUAAAUUUUAUUUUUUGUUUAUUUUUUUAAAUGCGGAGGAUACUCCUUAAAAGGAAGGGGUUUAAUAUGUAUAAAAUGAGACUUUUGUUGUUGUUGUUGUUGUGUACAUUAAAUGGGAAAUACAAAUAAAAUGAUGUAGCUAUACUAUAUUCUUUCAAAUCUUUUUCUUUUUAAAGAAGCAUAACGUUUUUUUAAGCCAAAUACUAAUUGAUCUUCUUCAUCCGAGUAGCAUUGAAAACUAGUAGCAUCAUCAUUUAUA
This is a messenger RNA of Mucor mucedo, 1549 nucleotides long. RefSeq names its product Thiolase, N-terminal domain-containing protein. The transcript is spliced from 2 exons. Bases 47 to 1294 code for a protein of 415 amino acids. Gene Ontology annotation, cellular component: peroxisome. Gene Ontology annotation, biological process: phenylacetate catabolic process; fatty acid beta-oxidation. Gene Ontology annotation, molecular function: acetyl-CoA C-acyltransferase activity. Lineage: Eukaryota; Fungi; Mucoromycota; Mucoromycetes; Mucorales; Mucoraceae. The record is from RefSeq and is a predicted model, not a curated record.